This is a messenger RNA of Eurytemora carolleeae, 845 nucleotides long. RefSeq lists its product as uncharacterized. The transcript is spliced from 9 exons. Bases 14 to 772 code for a protein of 252 amino acids. Gene Ontology annotation, biological process: DNA replication; DNA replication initiation. The record is from RefSeq and is a predicted model, not a curated record. Gene Ontology annotation, cellular component: nuclear origin of replication recognition complex. Lineage: Eukaryota; Metazoa; Arthropoda; Copepoda; Calanoida; Temoridae.
AUUUCAGAGGAAAAUGGAAACCAUGUUAAAGAGUUUAGGAGAGAGGCUCAGUCUAUCCGAGAAAAUAAUCAAAGAAGCUGCUGCCCUGCAUCGACGAUUGGAGGGGAAGCAAGCAUCGUUAGGAUUGAGUGUGAGUGUUGAGAGUGGAGUAUGUUUACAGUUAGCUGCUGAAAACCAGGGGAAAACAGUUGAUCUCAAAACUAUCUCAAAAUGCGCCGGAUCAAAGAGUAAAGCCCAGUAUUUGGACAGCUUGCAGAAUAUCCGAACUAUUCUUGGUUUAGGUAACUCCCUCACUCUCCAGGAGCUAGUUAUUCAGAUCAAUGCGAUGUCCCUCAUCAAUCCAGCUAAGGAGCUGCUGAAUCUGUAUGAGAAGCAUAUAAGAGAGACUUAUGGUGAGGAUAGAGCUAAAUCAGUUGACACCAGUAAGGAGUUGUACCUGUGCGCUGCUGUUUAUGCUGCUGGCAAGCAGGUCAACAUAAAGCUGGACACAAACAAACUUGUUAUUCUUGGCAAAACAAAGAAGAAAGAAAUGACCGAUCUUGGAUCUGAAAUGAUAAAACUGGUUCCGGUGAAAUCUGUCCGGAAAUCUAGCUCCACUUCCUCGGGACCCAUCCUAACACCACUUAAGGAAUCCAACCGGAAUGAAUCUGGUGUCAAGAGGAAGGUGGGAGAAAUGGUAGAAAUGGAUGAUGAAGGAUUCCAGGAGUGGAAGAAGGAUGUGUUGAGAAAAGCAGUUGCUGCUGGUUUCAAUAAAUAUAGAAAAUAUUUAUAGUUUUAUUUUAGGACAAAUCUUUCCUUUAAAGACAUCCAUUUUUAGCCAAUAAAUAAUUAAGUUAUGGAUUUAA